AUGACAACAACAGCCACAACAACAACAACAACAACAAAAACCAACAACAACACCGGCUUUAUAUCAACACCCACAUAUUGUGUCGCUGGCGCCAUGGGCAACAUUAGCAUUCAGUUGGAUGCACGCGCCUAUGCUAUGGCCUCCGUUGCCGUUGCCCUCGAGCAGCAGCAGCAACAGCAGCAACAGCAACAACAGCAUCAGCAACUGCAACAGUUACAACAGUUGCAGCAACUUCAACUACAGACACGCGACGCCGCCGACGAGGAAGUUGAGCUGUAUGCCAAUUUUGAAUUGGCGCCAAGCACCAGUCGCGUCGCCGCCCAAAUGCAGGCGGCCAAGGAGGCCAGACGCAAGCGUUGGGCUGCCGAUGGCGCCAGCGGCAGCAGCGACGGCGGCUGCGCCAGUGGCAGCAGCGGCAGCGGUCGGCGUUACUAAACAGAAAAUACAAAACCUGACCUAAAACCAAAACCCAAA
This is a messenger RNA of Drosophila grimshawi, 474 nucleotides long. Its product is annotated as AF4/FMR2 family member lilli-like. The transcript has a single exon. Bases 1 to 435 code for a protein of 144 amino acids. NCBI's taxonomy places the organism in Eukaryota, Metazoa, Arthropoda, Insecta, Diptera, Drosophilidae. The record is from RefSeq and is a predicted model, not a curated record.